This is a messenger RNA of Neodiprion virginianus, 1518 nucleotides long. RefSeq lists its product as uncharacterized. The coding region runs from base 1 to 1518 and encodes 505 amino acids. The record is from RefSeq and is a predicted model, not a curated record. The transcript has a single exon. NCBI's taxonomy places the organism in Eukaryota, Metazoa, Arthropoda, Insecta, Hymenoptera, Diprionidae.
AUGGAGAAGGAACUGUGUGUAUUCAGCCAAACAAUAGAAGAUAACAGAGACAGGUUGGAAUUAGACAGAAACAGAGAACGAGUGGAAGCAAUGAACAGUGAAUCAAUCAUUGCUGAGCAUCGUUACAACGGGGAUAUUGAAAAAGGCACUUUUAAAACUGUAGAACAACUACACAUGGGUGAAAUGAACGUAAAAUGUAAACAUUGCAAUGCAGAAAGGUUCAAAUAUGAAACAGGAAGGGUGGCAAAUAAUUGCUGUCACGGAGGAAAAAUAUUAUUACCACCAUUAACGGAAUAUCCUGAUGUACUUCAACGUCUGCGAGAAGGGAAUGACGAAGUAUCAAGACACUUCAGACAACAUAUACGAUCAUAUAAUGACGCGUUUGCGUUUGCAUCAUUUAAUUGUACCGUGGCAGAUAUGGGGAAUUCAGGACCAUAUGUGAUGAAAAUAAUCGGGGAUGUGAGUUACAAAAUAUCUACAAGUUUAGAGACCGCAAACAAUAACCGACCGAGAUAUGGACAAAUUUACAUCUACGACGUACAAACUCAGCUAGCGCUGAGAGAAAAUGAUGCAAGAAGAGCAAAUCUGUUAGAAAUUAUUGGUAGACUGAUAAUAGAUAUCAAUCCUUAUGCAGCAAAUUUUAAAACAACGUACGAGCGAUUUGUUAAGGGAGAAAGCCUGGUGAGAUUAAACUUUAUAGCACUCAAGGAAGACGAUAGACGGCGGUACAAUGCGCCAACUUGUGGUGAGCUAGCAGCUCUGAUCGUUUCAGAUGACGGGGCAGUAUCUGAAAAUAUAGAAGUACAAGUAUUUCCAAAACAAGACCGUGCAGUUGGAUAUGUGCCGAGAUAUUCGCAUCACGUUGAUCCAAUGACUUUUCCAUUACUAUUUCCGAGCGGUGAUUUAGGAUGGAGCUAUAAUAUGAAACACGUAGGAACAAACAAGGAAAUCUCUCCUGUUCAAUAUUAUGGACAUCGAUUGGCCUUACGUCGAGGCGAAGCACAGAAUCAGUUGUUGCGGAGCGGACGAUUGACACAACACUAUGUGAUUCACGCAUAUCUCACAAUUGAAUCGCAGCGUUUAUUGUUUUUAAGAAAUAAUCAGAAGCAAUUGCGUGUAGAAUGUUACAAAGGAAUGACUGAUCACAUAUCAAAUAGUGAAGCGAAUACGUCGGAUCGAACAAGACUUGGGAACCAAAUGAUUUUACCAUCAUCAUUUUCCGGCAGCAUGCGACAUAUGCAACAGCAGUACCAAGAUGCAAUGGCAAUAACAAGGAAAGUUGGACGACCGGAUUUAUUUAUUACAAUGACAUGUAAUCCUAAGUGGCCGGAAAUAUGUACGGUAUUGAAAGAUUUUCCUACAGGUACCACUGUAAAUGACAUUCCAACAAUAGCUUGUCGAAUAUUCAACAUGCGGCUACAACAGGCACUAAAGGAAAUCGAAAGCGGUUCAGUAUUUGGAAAGAUUGAAGGAUACGUUGUAAGCUCGUUGAAAAGUUUGUUAAUUAUUGAAAAAUAA